This is a messenger RNA of Oryza sativa Japonica Group (Japanese rice), 2109 nucleotides long. The record is from RefSeq and is a predicted model, not a curated record. Lineage: Eukaryota; Viridiplantae; Streptophyta; Magnoliopsida; Poales; Poaceae.
UUGUGUGUACCCUGGCUGGUCCUGGACAGGGAUUUAAUACACAAAAUAGUCUGGAAAUUUGGGUUAAAUUUCUGGGCGUGACAACGACGAGCGUCAAGGUCGAGGAGGCUUCUUCGCCUUCGCGAGGCCCGAGAGCAAAACCAGGUCGAGUGUUGCUAUCGCGUCCUGCUCUGCCACCACCGUCGCCGCGGCUUACACGUCUUCUUCGCCGCCGCCUCGCUUCUCUACCUCGCGGCUGCCGCGCCGCCCUCCUCCUCUCCUGCCUCGCCCCGCCGACCGGCCUACCGCCUACAUGCAGAGAGAGAGAGAGAAGAAACCGAGGAAGAGAAGAGAGGAAGAGAUGACUCAGCCUGACAUGUGGGGCCCAUGCGGGUCCCACGCUAACUCCGCCGUCACGUAGGAUAAAAUAGGGGUCAAAACCACCGAAGGAUCUAUUGUGCCCGGUUAUGAUUAGUUGAGAGACGUUCGGUAUUUGGUUUUGCGGUUGGGGGACGAUUUUGUAACUCGAUGACAAGUUGAGGGACCUUCGGUGUACUUUUUCCUUGUUGAUUUGGGCCUGCAUGAAUGAUUGCUACAAGGCCGGCCCAAUGUGAGUCCCACCCAUAUACAUAGAUAGGUCCUUAAUUUGCAAUUGCCCCGCUCUGGUCUGGGAAGAAUGAAUGAAUAAAACGUACGAAUGGUGGGGAGGGAUGAUCGGAGAGAGGAAAUAUAUGGAGCGUGCAUGCACACAGCUGUCGUUUUUGUGAAGAAACACAGCGUUAUUGGUGUUGUAGAGGCAAGCAGGCAGGCAGGCAGGCAAGGGGAGGGGCAGGAAGAAGGGAAGAAUUGAAGAGGCUGAGGCUGUUGGAUUGGAAACCGUUUCCAAUUCUCCAUCCUCUCUAUCUUCCUCUCUUCCUUCUCCUCCGGUCCCUCUCUCUCUCCCCCCUCCAUCUCCAUCUCCUCUCUUGUAUGUAUGUAUGUAUCUUAAUUGUUGCAGCUAGCUAAGAACAUCAAUCAAAUUCAAAUAUUACAUACAUAAGCCUAUUGAUUGAUUUGCUUGCUGCAGUUAGCCUACUUACGUGUAUGCAUGUCAAAACAAGACGAAAUAACAACAGGCAUGCAUGUAUGUAUGCUUAUUUUGCCGUGCUAGACGGCUUUUGAUUCGUCUUCUUUGAUGGGCAUUCAUCCCUUUCAGCUCCAACCCCUACAGUUGAUGCUAUGGUUGGGAAUAGGAUAUGGUUUGGGGGCCUUUUCACCAGCUCAGGUAGAAGGCGCCAAAUCAAUGCUGAGAAGACCUUUGAGCUGAGCCCUGUUCAGGAGCAACGUUUGCAAAAGCUGAAGGAAAGACUAAAUAUACCUUAUGAUCAAACUCGGAGAGAUCAUCAGGAAGCUCUCAGGGCUCUGUGGAGUGCUUCAUUUCCGGAUGCAGAGCUGUCAAGCUUAAUUUCAGAGCAGUGGAAGGACAUGGGAUGGCAGGGCCCAAACCCAUCGACUGAUUUCAGGGGCUGUGGAUUUGUGGGACUUGAGAAUCUUCUCUUCUUUGCAACAACAUAUCCGGCUUCUUACCAGAGGCUGCUUCUGAAGAAACAAGGGAUGAGAGCCACAUGGGAGUACCCCUUUGCAGUUGCUGGUGUUAACGUCUCAUACAUGUUGAUCCAGCUGCUGGAGCUCAACGCAGAACGGCCCAAGUCUUUGCCAGGGAUUAACUUUAUCAAAGUGCUGUCAGAACACGAAGAGGCAUUUGACGUCCUGUACUGUAUAGCUUUCGAGAUGAUGGAUGCCCAGUGGCUGGCAAUGCGAGCAUCCUACAUGCAGUUCAAAGACGUGCUGGAAGCAACAAAGCAGCAGCUGGAGAGAGAGCUAUCUCUGGAGGACGUCAAUGGAAUCCGUGACAUACCAGCUUACAACCUUUUGUACAAGUAGCUAGCUAGGGGAGGCUCAAGAAAACAUAAACAGAAACCUUCUUGUAAAUUGCAUAUCAGCAUGCAUGUUUUAUGUACUGCACCCAAGAGAGAAAAAGGCAGACUUUUACAUUUAUACACAAUAAUUUUAUUUAUACACACUUAUAAGUUUGAUCAAUGAUACUACUAUUAUCUGACAGUAACAGUGAAGCCUAGAAGGUUUCAGAAA